This is a messenger RNA of Sycon ciliatum, 5062 nucleotides long. RefSeq lists its product as uncharacterized. Bases 740 to 3679 code for a protein of 979 amino acids. Lineage: Eukaryota; Metazoa; Porifera; Calcarea; Leucosolenida; Sycettidae. The record is from RefSeq and is a predicted model, not a curated record. The transcript is spliced from 8 exons.
GUAAUGCUCUGUUGUCUGAGCUGUAAGUACUGUUGACCUAGCUCGUGAGCUCAGUGGCUGCCAAUGACAAGCUAUAGUGCAUGAUAUUGAAAUAUUUAUGUUUUGGAGGACGAAUCUUGCCCGCUAGGCGCUAGCGCUGUCGACACCAUCGAUCAGUGGACACAGGCUUGGCACGCCUGAAACUACCUUGAACGGGUGAAUACGCCUACAAGUAGUAGUUCAAUCACACCUAUCAUUAUCUGAUUAUCACCGCGAUACUCGUCGUAGCGGGCGGCUGUGCAGCAGCUAGCUGAAGAGGAGACACGGCUGACGGCCCGGCUGACUGGCGAGUUCGAGGCGAGCGAUAGCUGAUCGAACGGUUGCGUUUGGGCAAUUGGGGGGCUGAUGUGUGCUUGGAAUCUCUUCGACAGUAUACCUGGAUGCACCGUUCAACUUUACUUUCAAGUCAAUGACUAAAUUGAAUAGCUCGAAUUUGGCCAGGUCUUGAACGUGUACCACUCUGGACGAUACGUCAGUGCUAAGACUACCAGAGCCGCGAUUGGCAGCUAUUAGUUGUUACAUGCCAUUCUGCACCGCCCUCGCUGUGCUGCUCUGAGGGCCGCGUGACUCCCGGUCCGCGACGUAACUUACACUGUUGAUCGAGCUUAGCAGCAGGUAUUGAGCGGUGCACCGCGGUGGCCGGUUUGAUGGUUACUCCGGACGUGAGCCACCUGCUGCUGCGCGGUCACGGACUGACUCUAUGAUGUCGACGGUGAAGACGGGCAACCAAGGCCAUCCGCUGACCGGACCGGCCACAAACAGCACAGGACGGCUGAAGGCAGGCCGUGCACCGCCGGCUGCGGCGAAUGCGGGGAAGAAAGCCAGGCAUCCUCCUGCCCAUGCCGCAGACAUCUCGAAGUGUGAACCUUCACCGCCACUGCUUGGUGGCUGGCCUAGUCACGGAGACUGUCUGACGGGUAUCGUGCAGAAACGCUUGCCAACAGAGUUUCAGUAUCGAUGGAGACCGCCUGCAUCCGAGACUUACAUCCGCCGCCUCUGCCAACUGUACGUGCAGGAUGGCAAGUCGAUCACCUUGCUCCGGGAGAUGAUUGCCGCGGCCGACAGUGAGCGCAAAGAAGCAGGGGAACUCACUGGCGAUGGCGAGGAGACGUCGUCAGAGGACACGCUCAUGGACGCCGUGUUGAACCUGCGGCAAAUCAACGACCGCGCGUUGUUGCUGAUGAGCCCCGCCGGCGGUGCCAAGAUGGCGCGCGGUCGCAUUCGGCCGAGUCGCAGUGCCCAGGAGCUGCUUGAGCCCCUUGCUGCCGAGGCCUCUGACUUGCGAGCAGCCUCGGGGAAAGUUGCAGCCAAGGCUACGGCCGUAACUGCCGCAGAGGAGGCGGUUACGACCGCGGUGGCAGCGGCGAAAGCUGCAGCGGAAGCGGUGGCCAAAGCUGCUGCAGAUGCUGCAACGGUGGGCACAGCGGCAGUGCCUCCAACGGGAGCACAGAGAGAAGCAAGAGAGGUGGAACGGCCAACAUCAAAUGGCGAUCGCAAACCACACGAUCGGAACACAGAUUGCCAUGAGGACAGAACGAAAGGUUCAGUAUCCAGUCACCCCCAGCAAGGGGCAGGUUCCAUCCCCGCGGGACAGGGGAUCAAACUUGGCAAAGAAUCGUAUGUCCCAGGCAUCAAAUAUGCUGCGGGUGGCAUGCAUGCAUCAGGAACAUCAGUACACUCAGUUGUGUGGAAAGCACAGCUGCAUAAUACUAAACCCUCAAAUCAGCGGCCAACUGGCCCAUCCAUAGCUGGCACUGACCGUAAGGGAUACAGUACAGUAUCACUCACGCUGUAUCCGUCACACAGCGUCCCUUCGCUGCCGGCAUUGGAGCACGACAGGGUCAAACCGGCCGCCAAGCCCGUCAAGCCUGGCUCGUUAUGCUCCAAGAGUGACUCCGCCAUUGGUGACGUUUCAGUGGCAUUGGGGGUCACGCAGCUAUGGGGUGCCGCAAAGUGUGGGGCCGCCGCUGGUAUCCUGAUGGACAUGGAUUGUGCCGCAAAGCGCCCAAAGGGCUGUAUUGCAAAGGGCCCCAAUGGUCUGGGCAGGGUGCAGGUGCCCGUUGACAGUACCCCGCACGGCCAGGCUGUCAACAAGACAGCGGGCGGGGACCAGGCCGCAUUCAUGCUGUCCGUGACCGCCACACAACACUCGCUCUCCACGGGCAAAGGCGGCAGGCAGCUGGAGCAGUUUCUCACGGAAAUGGAGAAAGCCAAACAGCGUCAGCUCAACAAGCAACAGAGAGCGCGAGAGGAAGCUGCAAAGCAGGUUGAACUCACAAUAAAACCCAGUCAGCAAACCGCACAGAGAGAUCAAGGCAAGGAAAAGGCACCAAGCGACAAUACUCGUAGUACACAGCGCACGGAUGCUAAAGCAGAGAAGGAAUCCUGCAAAGCAAGCUCAUCCAGCUCAACACUGGUGACUAAGAAAAGCACAGACACCAUCCCUGGAUCUUCAGUGAAUGACAAGGGUGGGAAGGAUACGUGUUCAUCAGAGUCCAGCAAAGAGCGACAAGCUAAGCUGGAAAAUCCUUCAAACCAGUCAUCAAGUACUGAUAAGCCAGUGGCACCAUCUGACAAAGACACGGAUUUGAUACUGCACGGGGAAUACAUGAGGCUGAAUGCCCCAUUGCCACUGGUUCCAGUGGAUACAGACAACAAGACUACCAGAGCUCUGGGCGGAAAGCAUCUACCGGGCAAGCGCCAUGGGAAGUGGCCGGGCUCGGCACUGCGAGUGGCACCGCUCGGCUAUAAGGCAGGGAACGGUACCAACGGGCCCGCUAAGCACCGCCGCGGUGGCCUGCCUGCCCUCAAGCAUCCCAUGAAGCUCGCGCUGGAGCCGGUAGUUGUGGAGAGCCUGGUGAUGAAGCCAACCUACAACGAGGUGAGCCAGCUGGAGCUGGAUAACUUCGAGAGGGCGGUGAAGAGAAACAUCCUCAGUGACAACGACAAGCCAAGGCGAUUGGACAAGAAGGCUUCGCGAAACUACGACGUGACGAGAGCCAAGGCUGCGGCAGUCGACGCGGGACCACUGGAAGUGCAAGCGCAAGGGGUGCAUUCCAACCACAUCGCCAAGCAAGGGAAGGGAGCAGAGUCACAUCUGCCUCCGCAACGUUAUGCAAAGGCCACUGGGGAGCCACCGCUGAAGGAAGUCUUGGACACCGGCACAGUGGAAUCCACCCAUGAUCCGACCGACGCAACGCACAAGUCCACCAGGAAGCCAGCGCACUACGGCAAAACUCGGCACAGACCUGGUGCGGGUGCUAGCUAUGCUCCGCGACGCGACAGUACAGCGAGCAGUGGCACCAGUGACAAACUGGCCGCGAGUCAAAAAGCAAUGGAGAAGAUACUGGGGUGGGCCGGAAUGUCCGAGGCUAGCGAACAAGCAAAGCAAAGUCUAACUACUGGCCAGUCCCAUCAUAAACAUCGGCCUUAUAGAUCCCAGCAAGGCCCGAGGAAGUCUGCAGAUUCUGGGCUCGGCCAAUUUUCAAUGGCUUCUGAUGAUCCAACGUCCGUGCCGAUGUUCCUGCCGAUGUCACCUGCACCAAUUGUUGACAAGAUCGUACAAGGCUACUGGAAAGUGCAGAAGGACGCAUCGCAGCAGGCAGGUCAUGCGCAAUAUCACGUGAAGGAAUUCCUGUGAGCGUAGAGCGUGCACACGUAUGCGUGUAUACCGAAUUGUUGUUCUUGGAUUUAAGCGGGCGCAUGCAUGCUCGCAAGCUCUAGACUAGAGUCUAGUGCAGCACCCGAGGCUCACGAACAGCUGAGUAUAGCACGGCAUGCGCGACCGCCAGCCACGUGUGCACGCCUGUGACUGCGCAUGUGCAUGCAUACUGCGUACGCAGUGGUCUUGCAUUAUACUUACGGUAAUGUACACUGGCCUCACAGUGCCGAUUUGACUGCAGUAUGCGUGUGUAGAACACAGCGGACCAUGCACAGCGACGUAAGCCCUGCUAACAACACAGGCAUUAACCCGUUAGCAAGAUAUUCACGACUUAACUGCUUCGCAUAGACUAGCUUCAGCUCUGAUAUAUAGCAAACAUGAAGUCUCCCAUCUAUUGUGCACCGUGUGUGCAUCCCAGAUAUAUCCUGGCAUCCACCUCAAUCCAGUACUCAUGAGCAAAUUCAACUUGAGUACAUCUACUAUGCUAUGCCUACAGUCUUUUAUAUAGAUUUCGUCUCAAAUCAGUUUGAAAUUGUCUGCGGCAUGUGCAGGUGUCCAACAGCCGGGUUGUGGCAUUCAAGUCACCGCCCUGCUCACCGCUCUGUACGUGUCCAGAGUUGGUAGGAGGAGCAGCUUCCGAUGCAUAGCUUUAUUAUACUGUUCUUCCCAGCUUAGGUCCAGCUGAACCAUACCGUUCUUCAACUUGAACAGCCUCUCCAUAGUUAUCAUGCUAACCCUCACCGAAAGACCUUAGAUCGCACCGCAUGUAUUAUUGCCCUUGUCAUGAUUCCGCUGACUUACGUCAAAGCGUCUCUGUAGUAUUAUUUAUCGGUACUUUAAGGCAUACUUCGAAGUAGACUACAUACGAAUUCUCUGUCGCCUCUGCCCGAGCAAGCACUACUUGCCUGACUGCGAGCACGGAGCACCGAGUGAGUCGACCUUGGGACACGACUGCCGACUGCCGGACUUAUACAUUAUUGCCUGAUGAUUCAUUGCAUAAGCAUGACACAAGUUUGAGUAGCAGCAACUAGCAUUGCUCUUUGUUGUUCUGUACAAUCAUGCUGUUAUGGCAUCGCCGGUCUAGGUCGCGUUUGGGGUUAGCAGUUGAAGUCCAUGACUUGUACUUGGAGUCUUUCGAGGCCAUGGUCGUGAUACUGAUCCUGUACAUCAACAUCUGGACUUGUCUUCUCUUCUCACACUGCAGAAUCUGAGAGUGAACUAACUCACUAGUGAUACGAGUACUUGUACAUGACUAUGCAGGUCGUUCAUAUACAACAGUCCUGCUCGCUUUCAGCAGUGAAAGCCCGAUUUUGGCCGAAUUACAUGUAAGACUAAAUGCCCAAUUAUAUUUUCCAAAUUUUG